AAGGCUGCGCAACGGGCCAGUUCAUCGAUUGACGACGAAACAAUCUGACACCUCUUCGCCUUUGACAUCUUAUCUAUCAUAGAGGCAACAUGCGACUUAUCAAUACCACGACCCUCGAGGUCGAGGAAUUCUUUGACGUUUCCAUUCCCGAAUAUGCUAUCUUAUCGCAUACCUGGGGCGACGGCGAAGUCUCAUUGCAAGACUGGGCCGAUCGCAAAAACCGUCGCUUCAAGCCCGGGUUCCAGAAAAUCGUCUGGGCUUGUACCCAAGCUGCCAAAGACCAACUGACCCACGUCUGGGUGGACACCAACUGCAUUGAUAAGAGCAGCUCUGCGGAACUAUCUGAGGCAAUUAACUCCAUGUUUAGAUGGUAUCGACGAUCUGCUGUGUGUUAUGUCUACUUGGAGGAUGUCGCAACCGUGACUUUGGACGAAUGCACGAAGCCAGAGAGUGCGUUCAGAAAUGCGAGAUGGUUCACAAGAGGCUGGACUCUCCAGGAACUUAUCGCACCGCCCAAUGUCAGUUUCUUCUCAAGUAACUGGACUUUGAUAGCGACAAAGUCCGAGCUAGCACCUUGCAUCACCGAAAUUACGGGCAUUCCUUGGUCAUGUCUACUCAAGGGCAGGCUGUCCAAAGCACAUCCACUGGGGAGAUAUAGUAUUGCACAGAGAAUGGCUUGGGCAUCAAACCGCUCGACAACACGUAUCGAGGACCAGGCAUACUCCCUCCUUGGACUCUUCGAUAUCUCCAUGCCGCUCGUAUAUGGUGAAGGUUUUGAAGCUUUCACUAGACUACUUGGCGAGAUCAUACACAAGUAUACAGAUCACAGCUUCUUUGCAUCCCGACUGCAAUAUGUCGAUUUCCUCCCUCGCUCUCCUUGGGAGUUCGAUAACUCACAGUCCGUGGUUAUUAGUAGCUCACCACAGUUGCAAAGGCAUUACACGCCAGGAGAUCAUUCCUACUCAUUUCAUCUGACCAACACUGGAUUGCAGAUCACUCUACCGAUUGUGCCUACUUUGGUUCCUAAUUUCGUAUUUGGUGUGCUUGACUGUUGGGACAUUGAGACUAUGAGUACUACGACAACGCGUCACGUAUCGCGGAUAUGGAUACCACUUCUUCGGAAGGGAGCUGGUGAGUCGCAGCGGUAUCUACGAUUGAUCUGGCCUCAAACGUUUUUCCCUGUGAAGAUGGCUCGGAGGGACAACAUAAUGUUCUACGAAGAACAGAUCCUUUCCAAAAGAGACGAGAAUAGAUCAGUUACUUCAGAAGAACCUUCUGAUUAUGUGGACACAGUAUCAGCGGCAAUGCAGAGAGGUAUUCUGAUCAAGAAGCCAUAUGCGACCAUCCUAUCAGUCCCGUCGUGGCAGCCGCGUGAAGCAGGAAGUCCGUUCCUACUCUGCUUUCCCCGAGCAACAGCAGACUAUCGUCUAUACGGCAUCUUCCCCAACGACCAUGAAUCUGAUACCUCGUGGUCAUCGGAAACACCUCCUUUGUUGCCACUGAUAAUGCCACGCCGUAUCCAUAGAAGCAGCCACCAGGCGCCUGAUAGUGGGAUUCUUAGAAGAGACAAUACGGACAUUUACGCUGCAGUGGUCGUGUUUAAGAAGAAAGGAUCAAAGCCCCCACAAUUCGUUGCUAUCUUCCUGUCCAAUAUUGUACAGGAGGAUAAGGGAAGGGUGGUUUUCGAGCCAAGAGGCAAGGUGAUUCCGAAUUGGUCACCAACUGAAGACGCAGAUUUGGAGGCUGUUGAUUUUUCUACCUUUCCUGAUACUGAUUUCGAUGGUGAUACGUUGGUUACGGUCCAGAAGAUAGCAAGUAACCCUAGGAGAAGAGCCAAAGAUCGUUUCGUUGGGCUUACGCAGAUCAUCUUCGAUAGAGAGCAGAUGAUGGAAGAGCUACGUCUACAACCAGACAGAGAAGAAACGGCGUCGAGGGGUAUUUUGCAGUACUAUGGCCAGGAUUCGUCAGAUGAAGAGGCUGACAACUGAUCUGGUCCUUGAUCCUUGGAUUUAAGUGAAUGAACAAUAAAAGAUUUGAAAUGAUAUUGAAGGUAGUCUACAUCCCCAGUUGACACUAGCACAUAUAACAGAUCUCCAAUCAACGAGAAAACUGUAGCAGACUUGCACACUGGGUUGGGGUAGGCUGGGAAGUAGCCAGGACAGAACUCCGCAGUGAAAAUGGUGUCCAUAUACUGGGACCAAGUUGCAGCAAAGAAGCACUACGAGCGAUAUUGUCAGCCCUUGUUUUAAUAGGACGGGCGAGCUGUCAUACCAAGCCUCUCAUGCAGAUGGGACUGAAGGAAAGGAAAGGAAAGGAGAGGAAAGGAAACAGGGCGGUUGAGCUCUGGCCAAAUAUAAUCUACAUAAUCCUGUCCAUCGACGUUGACAUUGCUGCCAGCGCUAUAUGGGUAAUAGCCGCCCAUUUGUGUCUCACCAACAUCGUUGACGCAAGCACAGGCCCUGACAUGCCUUCCAGCCUUGUCUGCUAGUGCGUCAGACAGCAGGAAGAGCGAGAAGGACAGUGACGAAGGUCUUCAUUAUGAAAUUUGAUGUUGCAACAUAUGACAAUGCAAAAUCGUCUUCUUUAUAUGAAUGGUAACCAUUGAGGAAUGACUUUACGAAUGGCAAG
Molecule: messenger RNA, 2628 nt
Organism: Fusarium verticillioides 7600
Lineage: Eukaryota; Fungi; Ascomycota; Sordariomycetes; Hypocreales; Nectriaceae
Exons: 1
Coding region: 90-1988 (632 amino acids)
Source: RefSeq, a predicted model, not a curated record